This is a messenger RNA of Cheilinus undulatus (humphead wrasse), 2636 nucleotides long. It is a transcript of the gene bspry, whose product is annotated as B-box and SPRY domain containing. The transcript has 6 exons. The record is from RefSeq and is a predicted model, not a curated record. NCBI's taxonomy places the organism in Eukaryota, Metazoa, Chordata, Actinopteri, Labriformes, Labridae. Bases 66 to 1481 code for a protein of 471 amino acids. Gene Ontology annotation, molecular function: protein binding.
CUGUAUUACUGCGCUGUGUAGGUGCGACUCCAGCUCUGCCGGUGCACCUGUUGCGUUGUUGUGCCAUGACUGAAGAGCUCAUAACGUGCGAGUUAACAUGUCCGACGUCCCCCGUCGACAAAAAGGAGACUUUUACCGGCGUUAAAAUCGAGGAUAUGGAUUUUGAACAGCCUAUUUUCUCCGUGUUGAGCGACGGGGUGAAGGAGAAGGAGCACCAGCAGGCGGGGGACAAGAGCUCCUUCGGCGGUGAAGUCGAGGCGAACUUUCCGGGAGGGACCGCCACAGCCACGGACACCGAGUCUGGGAUCUUCUCCGGUGAAUUGGAGCUGUGCGUGGAGCAUGAAACUGAGCUGGACUGGUUCUGUGGGACCGAGCAGAAACUCAUUUGCUCUCAUUGCGCCAUUGUGGGCCCCUGCCACGGGCACACGGUGACCCGUUUGGUUACCAGAGUAACCGCAGUAAGGAACCAACUGGUGGAUGUGUGUGAGAAAAUACAGCUGCAGGCUCUGAGGAUUGAGAAGUUUAUCGAGCAGACGCUGACAGCCAAAGAGCAAAAGCUUCAGGCAGCAGCAAGCAGGGCCAGAGAGCAGGUCCUGGCUCAGGUCAGCGCGGCACGUGAAGCCCUGGAGGAGGAGGAGCAGCGCCUGUUGGAGGAGGUGCAGAGAGAAGAGGAGCGAGUGGAGCAGUGUCUCCUCACCCAGAGAGCUCACUGGAGCCAGGCUCUGUCCAGUCUGUCGCAAACACGCUCCAGCCUGGUGCACACGCUGACACACACUCCAGACACACAGCUAGUGACAAGUGUCCAGGAGAUUGCAGAAAGGGUGGAGGAGGCCGAAGGGGUCGGGGAGCCAGUUGACACAGACCAGCUCAACCUGAACCCUGCAUGCAGCGACAGCAAGCUGCUCAGGGGGCUAUGGGCCUCUGCUGUUCUGCUGGGGCCAAAUGCUUACGGAUCGCCGUAUUUAAAGUUUGAUGAGCGCACCGUGAGCCCCCUCCUCUCUCUCUCUGACAACUUCUGCACUUUAACCUUCCUCCACAAAAAAUCUCGCCAGUCGCCACCCUAUGACCCCGCACGCUUCGACUGUUGGCCCAACGCGCUGGGAUCCCUGUCCAUGUCCUCCGGCACCCACAGCUGGGUGGUGGACGUCGGCCAGAGCGGCGCCUUCAAGGUCGGGGUCUGCUACUCCUCUCUGGAGCGGAAGGGCUCAGGAAAUGGGGCUCGACUGGGUCACAAUGAUCAGUCCUGGGUGCUGUCCCAUUAUGACGGGGACUACUCCUUCUGCCACGCGGGGAAGAAGGUUCCUCUGCAAGUAGUGAGGAGACCAGAGAGGAUCGGGCUGCUGCUAGACUGGCCGAGUAAAACGCUGUUGUUUUAUGAGCCAGACUCCUUUGCUGUUGUGUACAGCAUAACACAUCCUUUUAGUGGCCCGCUGCUGCCGGCGUGCGCUGUGACUGACCGCAGUAUCACCAUACUGCAUUGACAGAGCAACAGAAAUUACUUUAUUUACCUUUAACAUGUGAAGAAAUGCAAGAGAAAGACAACUCUAUGAAGCCAAAUAUCCUAAAUCUGUGCAAUUGUGAGAGAUGUAUUUCCUUCUUGUUAUUUUGGGUUUUUUGCCUUUAAAUUAGAUCAACUGUAGAGAGAAUGGCUGUAUGAAGAAGACAGUGGGGAAAAGGGCACCAAAUAGGCAAGUGUUGACAUAAAGGUUGUGAAGAUUUUUGAUACCGUGUGUCUUAAAUGAUACAAUCUCUGUUAUUUUAGUGAUCAGUAGGAACAAAAAGCACCAAAGCUGUAGAGGAGCUAAGAUUUUUUAAUAGACAGGUGCAUUCGAGAGGAGUCAAUCCAUUAAAAGUGACAACAGUGACAACUUUUUGUACCAAACCAAUGCUAAUGUAUUUUUGCAAUUUCAAUCAGAAUCAACUUACCAAGUACAUUUUUAUUUACAAGAAAUUUGACUUGGUGUACAAAAGAGACAACAUGGAAGAAGAAUAAAAAUUAAGAGGUGAAUAAAAAUAUUAAGAGGCCAGAAACUUAAAUAGAUUGUUAUAGAAAAUAUAGUAGUAAUAGUAUAUAAACAUCACAAAAGUAUGUACAGAGGUGCAAAACUGGAGAAACUGGACAGGUCUUCAGAUUUACUGGUUAUAGUGCAAUUAUCUAAAGAAAAUAUGGCACAUAGAGUUUGCAGUUGUAAACAGAAGAGAUAAAGUCCAGUGAGUGUUAAUGUAACGCAUAGAGUCUUUACAAACAUGCAUUACUUUGUCUGCUGGUUCUGGUUCUGGUAGGGGAGAGGGCCAGAGUACUGUUCACUAGACCAGUGGUUCUCAACGUGGGGGUCGGGACCCCCUUGGCAGUCGUGGGACUGACGGGGUCUACACGUGCCUUAGAAAAACUGUGGAUAUUCUUUAAACUACACUUUUGCUACUUAACACUAAUUUUAACCCAUUUUCAUCCAUUUUCCCAACAAUUUUGCAAUUUAAACACAUUUUUGCUACUUAAAACCAAUUUUUGUACAUUUUAAACCCUUUCCACCACUUGUCCCAAUGUUGACCUACUAUUUCCACGAUUAACCACUUUUUACACCCAUUUUUGCCCAUUUUAACCACAUUUUACCAUUCAUUAUGACCAUUUUUGCCAG